Messenger RNA from Bactrocera dorsalis (oriental fruit fly), 1782 nucleotides. RefSeq lists its product as uncharacterized. Bases 1 to 1782 code for a protein of 593 amino acids. The transcript has a single exon. Lineage: Eukaryota; Metazoa; Arthropoda; Insecta; Diptera; Tephritidae. The record is from RefSeq and is a predicted model, not a curated record.
AUGUCAAUUCUGGCAAAGAAUACUCAAAAUCGCAACCUACAAAGCUACAAGGACUUUCUGGCAGCAGUAAACGCCGAGGAAUACUUUGAGAGUUGCUUGUUCUACGGUGAGCCAAGGAAUAGUGAAGUACUGAAUUUAUUCUUACGCGCUGCUACUGAACACUUUAGGAAACCCGUUAUAAUGCAAACUGUCAAUAAAACCAACCAAGAAAUCUCAAGCAGGUUUAAUAGGGAUAUGCUUAUCGUCGCACAGCUCACAGAUUUUAAGACGGUACUACCGACACUCGCCACGACACUCGAACGCAUGCGACAGAAACGUAUAAUACUCAGCAGCGCUGAGCGUCUAACAGACGAAACAGUGGAAACGUAUUUGCGGCAAGUUUUCCGCUAUUGCGAGGCGGAAAAAUUACUCAAUGUAGUCCUAAUCUUUGACGAUUUUCCCGAAACAAAGUUAUUCUACAGUUAUAGCAUAUUUCCGAGUUUCGAAUUGGAGGUGAAAUUAUUUGGUACUAACGGUAUGGCGGUGUUUCCACGACGCAUGUUAGACCUACAAGGUUACGGUAUACGCACGGUACCCGAUCAAAUAUUUCCAUGGUCAUUCACGUAUGAGCUCGAUGGUCAGGUGAAGAUUGGUGGAUAUGUGCAACAGCUUAUGGAGAUGUAUGCAAACUACCUCAAUGCCACGCUCACUUAUCCAAUAGCGGUAUUACUCAAUGACGUCGCGUUUGCCGCCAAUAUAGACGAACUCAUGGCCAGCAACCAGCUCGAUAUACCGACGAGUCGCAAGUUCAUUGAACUUGCAAAAAAUUUCGAUGAGGCGUCAAUACCUUUUGGUGUUAGCAGCUUGCACAUUAUGGCGCCGAUUGUGAGACAUCAUUUCUUUUGGAGUUUUCUCAUCAUCUAUGGCAACUGGCGACAUCUGAUAUUUUGGCUACUCAGUUACUCGUCGUCCGUUAUGCUGUUCUGUUUAUGUAGACAUUUGCAAUACAUGCUCGUCGGCCGGCGAUCUCACAGAAACUUUUUCGCCGCACUGCUCGAACCCAAUUAUUUAUCGGCGAAUUUCGGCGUAGUGCAUCACUUGGUCACGUUGCGUUUGAUAAUCUGUGUAUCGGCCGUGUGCACCUUAUGCCUUUACACAGACUUUACGGCCCAUCUAAAUACGUUUUUGACGAAGCCGGCAAUGGUACGCAAUCCGCGGAGUUGGCAUGAUUUGGACGUAGAUGGCCACAAAGUUCUCUUUUCUAAACGGUACUACGCUUAUGUCCGUAUGUGGUGUGAGGAGGUAUGUGCGCAAAUAGAGCGAUCUCUGGAGAUUAUCGACUCUCCCGAGAAGUUGCGCGAACUGCAACUAGGCUUUAACACCAGUUACGCUUACCCGAUUGACGUAUUUUCCUGGCAUUUGUUCAAACUGCAAAUGCGCAAGCUGAUGCAACCGAUUUUUCGUAUGACAGGCAUCUGUUUGAAGCCGAAUUUAUUCCACUGCUUCCAUCUGCAGCGAAAUUCGAUCUUCAAAGAGUCUCUGGAUCUGUUUCUUACACGCAUUGUGGAUCAUGGUUUGCAAGAACAUUUGAUUUACAUGACAUAUUUGGAGGCGGUGCGCUUUGGUGUGAUUAAAAGUUUUUCACGCGGCGAUCAUGUACUCGAACAACCGCUUGAUAUGGCAUAUUUUUCUUUCAUGUGGCCCUUCUUUGGCUUUGCUUGGACGCUGGCUUUUAUCAUAUUUGCGAUCGAAUUGGUUAGUGUACGCUGGCGAAAGUGGAUUCCAAGAGAGAAAAAACGUUGA